CGUCCCUUCCGUGUCUCUUAGCAACAGAGAGACGCGGAGAGAAAGGGUCCGGAAAGUAACUUAGUCGCAGGCAAAAUGCAGGAUGAAGUUGAGGAAACACUAAAGAGGAUUGAAUCCCAUAAAGGUGUAAUUGGAACAAUUGUUGUCAAUGCAGAAGGUAUCCCCAUCAGAACAACUUUAGAUAACUCCACGACCGCUCAGUAUGCAGGACAUCUUCGCCACCUCGCCAUGAUGGCCAGGAGCACGGUGAGAGACGUCGACCCUCAGAAUGACCUCACCUUCCUCCGCAUACGCUCCAAGAAACACGAGAUCAUGGUCGCACCAGAGAGCAACUUUCUGCUGAUAGUCAUCCAGAACCCAUGUGAAUAGCCGCCAGACAUUUCCAUGAGAGUCAGGCUUUGUCACAUGGCGCUGCUUUAUCCGGGAGACACAUUUUUCCACUCUGUUUUGUUUCUACUACACAGUUCCUCUUUGUCAGCCAUGAAUUCGAGUUAAUCUACAUGAUAUGAUAUGAUUUACCCCUGUGUAUUUCUGUCAUUUUAUGUGUCGAUACAAAAUAAGCAUGUGAAAUAAAAAGCUGCCUGUCAUCAUACGAUACUUC
Mugil cephalus (flathead mullet) is the source of this 601-nucleotide messenger RNA. Its product is annotated as dynein light chain roadblock-type 2. The record is from RefSeq and is a predicted model, not a curated record. Gene Ontology annotation, molecular function: dynein intermediate chain binding. Gene Ontology annotation, cellular component: cytoplasm; cytoplasmic dynein complex; centrosome. Gene Ontology annotation, biological process: microtubule-based movement. NCBI's taxonomy places the organism in Eukaryota, Metazoa, Chordata, Actinopteri, Mugiliformes, Mugilidae. The transcript has 4 exons. The coding region runs from base 76 to 369 and encodes 97 amino acids.